Messenger RNA from Entrophospora candida, 2388 nucleotides. The record is from the annotation of a GenBank genome assembly. Lineage: Eukaryota; Fungi; Glomeromycota; Glomeromycetes; Entrophosporales; Entrophosporaceae.
AUGCAAAAAAAUUUAGACUCGAAUUGUUUAUCAAUAGAUAAUCAAGAAAUUAUCACAAGAAGCCCUAGUCCAACGCCAUUGCGUACGAGCAGUUUGAAUCGCCUUCUAGUAACAGAUAAUGCUUUAUUAAAUAAACCGAUACAUACUAUUAAACUUUGUGAGAAUUCCAUAUUAUCUUUGGCAUGUAGUAAUAAAUAUUUAUUUAGUGGUUCACAAGGUUCUUGUAUACAGGUAUGGGAUUUAAUCAAUUUUCAACAAGCAGGAGCAUUGAAAGGUCAUACUGGAAGCAUAUUGUGUUUAAGUUUAUCCGACGAUCAAUCAAUGUUAUUCAGUUCAUCAGGUGAUGGAACAGUUAGAAUUUGGAAUGCAGAUGCUUUAAAAUGUCUUUAUGUGAUACAAUCAAGCCAAGAUGUUGGAGAUAUUUUUUCAGUUGUUUACUCUGAUAAAUUAAAGACCUUGUACAUUGGUUGUCAAAAUACAAGUAUCCAGAGAUUUGAUCUUUCAAUUAGGGAAACUUUCCAAACACCACAUCUUCCAAAUAUUCAUAAUUAUUCAAAAUUCUUUGAUUCACUCCUGAAUACUAGUAAUAACGGCAACUGUAAUGGCGAUAUUGAAGAUGUGCAAAUCAACUUUGCUGAGGAUGAAAAACAAGGGGUAAAGAGAUAUGAGAUUUGUGAUGAUAUGAUUUAUCUUAAUAGUCAUAAUGGAUAUGUUUAUGCUUUAGCAUUAGGUGCAAAUCAAGGUGGUGACAUAUUAAUAAGUGGUUCUGGUGAUGGAGAUAUUAAAAUUUGGUCAAUUAAAAAAAGUUCAAUGAACUUGUUAAGAGUGUUGGGAAGCACUGAUGCUAGUAUUUUAACAUUAGCAUUGCAAGAUGAAUUAUUGAUAUGUGGUACACAAGGUGGAGAUAUCAAAAUUUAUGAUUUAGAAACUUAUCAGCAUAUUAGAUCAUUAAUGGCUCAUAAUGAUGAUGUUUUGGCAUUAGCUGUUGAUGAUAAUAAUUUAUAUUCUGGAUCUGCAGAUGGAACUAUUAAAUUCUGGGACUUGUCAUCUACAAUAACACUUGAGCCCCAUGACUUAUCAGAGUUUCCUAGUUCAGACUUAAUGAUUUAUGCGUUGUCAAAAUGGAUAUCAUUACAAACCAUCAGUGGAAAUUCUAAAUAUUCAGAAGAAUGUUUACGUGGAGCAAAAUACUUAAAAAGUAUAAUGGAACAAUUGGGAGCAAAUUCUUCUAUAAUCCCAGGAGGACCUGGACAGAAUCCUUUGGUUUUUGGCAGAUUUCUUGGAAAUGAAAAUAAAUCUAAUAAAUUAAAUAUUUUGGUAUAUGGUCAUUAUGACGUCAUUGCUGCUGAUGAAACUGAAUGGUCUUCAAGUCCAUUUAAAAUGUCUGGUAAAGAUGGUUAUCUUUAUGGAAGAGGUGUGACUGAUAAUAAAGGACCAAUGCUUUCUGCAAUAUUUGCUGCAAGUGAAUUGCUACAAGAAAAAAGGCUUGAAGCAAAUGUAUCCUUUUUGAUAGAAGGCGAAGAGGAGAAUGGAAGUAAAGGAUUUUAUGAAGCUGUUGAACAAUCCAAGGACCUAAUUGGUGAAGCUGAUAUUAUAAUAGUUAGUAACUCUUAUUGGUUAGAUGAUGAAACACCUUGUCUAACUUAUGGAUUACGUGGAAUUGGUGGAGCAGUAUCUGAGCCAUUAAAAGAUAUGAUUAAAAUACUCUCGAAACUUGUACCAAAUGAUAAUAAGGUUAUGAUACCAGAAUUUUAUGAUAAAGUUAGAGAAGUGACAACAAGUGAAAAAAAAAUAUAUGAAUCAAUUAUUAAAUCAAUCAAUAGGAGUAAACUACUAUUCAGUAAUGAAAACAAAAAUUUGAGAGAUUCGUUGAUGUUGAGAUGGAGAUAUCCAUCGCUAACCAUACAUAAGAUAGAUGUAAGUGGACCGAUUGGUAAUACAACAGUCAUAUCACAUAAAGCAGAAGCUAUACUAAGUAUGAGGAUUGUACCAGAUCAAAAUAUAAAUGACAUAAUUAAAAAUUUUCAAAUAUAUGUAAAUGAAAAUUUUGAAGAGUUGAGAACUGAUAAUUGUUUAAAGAUUACUAUAAAUAAUAUGGCAGAUUGGUGGUUAGGUGAUCCCGAAAAUAAGUAUUUUAAAGCAGCUGAAGAAGCAAUUGAACAAGAAUGGGGCAUAAAACCAUUAUAUAUAAGAGAAGGCGGAUCAAUUCCAGCAGUAAGCUGGUUAGAAAAAAGAUUCAAUGCAAUAACUAUAAAUUUACCAAUCGGUCAGAAAGCUAUUUAUAAAAGCAAAGAUUCGAUCAAAGAUAGAAUUCUUAUGCAAGAAUUAAAAUAUAAUUCAAAUUUUAACAAGAGAUUAGCACCAUGCAAAAAUUCUUUGGCUGGUUAA